Molecule: messenger RNA, 4117 nt
Organism: Episyrphus balteatus (marmalade hoverfly)
Lineage: Eukaryota; Metazoa; Arthropoda; Insecta; Diptera; Syrphidae
Gene: Cc2d2a
Product: coiled-coil and C2 domain-containing protein 2A
Exons: 10
Coding region: 189-4052 (1287 amino acids)
Biological process (GO): non-motile cilium assembly; protein localization to ciliary transition zone
Cellular component (GO): ciliary transition zone
Source: RefSeq, a predicted model, not a curated record
AUUGUUUGUUUUAUUUUUUAUAUACAUACAUAAAAACUGCAGAGGAGAAGUAGUUCCACGAAUUUUGUUAUAUAAAUAAUAAUAAUAUUUAAUUAUUAUUUUUUGAAUACGUUUAAAUUACUUGUAUUAAAACAUCAAACUGGCCAAAGAAACGUAGUUGUUAGUGGAAGAAUUAAGACUAUGAUAAAAUGCCAGAAUCAAGCAAAAAGACUCACAAGCGACGAAAGAACAAACCAAAACCUAAAAAACAUAAACCAAAAUUGACUAAAGAAUUCAAAGAAACAGAGAAAGAAAUAACUGCUAUCUUAAACAGCACAGAACUAUCCAUUGAUAAAAUUGAAGAAGAUGCUGAAGAAUUGGGUGUAGCAUUUUUUUGUAAAAAUGGAGAAACUUCAAGUUCACCAAAAUCGAAAAUACCAUCUCCAUCUCAAGAAGAAGAAAGUGACAAAUCGUCAGCAGAUUCACCACAAAUCCAAACUGCCUCGUCUUUUAUUCAAAUUGAAGAUGAUGAUCCAAUUAAACGAGUCGAAUCUGAAAAAAUAUUUUUCGAUGAAAAUGCACUAUAUUUUCCAUCUUCAACAAUAAAUCCUUAUAUUCAAAAUACCCUUAUGGAAGAUCGUAAACUUAAACCAAAUGCCAAUCUGAUUCGAUUAGUAAAUCGCUAUCAUGAAGAAGGAAAUGAUCAGCAACUCACAUCCGGUAGUUCUUUGAAAAAUCAAACUAAUUUCUUCAAAGAUGAUCUUCUUUAUGCAACAGUUUGUGAAUGGGAAUUCAAUCCAGUUUUCUAUGUAGCAAAGUUGGGUGACAAAAAUACUCCAAUAAUUCCAAGUCGCAAAUUCAUGACUUUGAAUAUAAAAGGCUUGAAAUUCACUCAGCAUCCGUUACAGCAAGAGGAACAUAUUUUGUUGAACAAACUAGAAAGCUAUCUCGAUGUUCAUUUUAAGAGAAAAGAUAGUGAAAUUAUACCAAAAUUAAAGAGACAACUAAAUGAUCAAAGAAAUAUUGCAAAUGAACUUUUGGAAGACGGUACAACUCAAAAUGUUUAUGAACUUGAAGGAAAUUUAAAUAAAUUAAAACAGUUACGAAAUGAAAUCUAUGAAGAAGAGACUACUAGCAAAUACUUGCUUCGAAAUAUUUUAGAUACUUGGAUACUCUUGAAGAAGCUUCGUAAGCGCCAGGGUUUUCAUUGGACAUCGUUAAAGAUAAAAAUUAAACUGAUUGAGGUUGAUACAGAUGCUGACAAUGCUUCUUAUACCAAACGUUUUGAAACCGAACUAAAUGAGAUAUACCGUGAAGAACUUGAAGCAUAUUAUAGAGCUAAAAGACUGAGAAGAUCUGAUCCAGAAAAGUACUCUGAAAAACCUCAAAAACCCAAUAUUGAAACAAUAAAACAAGAUUUAAAAAAAACUCUUCAAAAAUGCUCUCGAACUCCAGGCGAGCCAGAUAUGAAAAUCAUACGAACCAUCUUAUCUGAUCCUUGUCGUCCUUUGGAGAAAAUUAAAAGUUACUAUAUGAGAAUUUUAUUUGAUGGACAGUUAGUAAGUUCAACCAAAACUUUUCGUUUGGAACCCGAUUUAUCAUUGGCUGUCGAUGAGUCUUUGGGAAUUUAUCUAGAUCGAAGGAUUCCAAAGGAGAUCAAGAUAAAGCUUUAUGAAAAGAAAAGGAUUCCAUACAGGCCCAUUAAAAUUGCCAACAUAAUAGUUCCACUGCCAUCUAUUGACAAUAACAAUCAAGACUUAGAAGUCAUAAGUUUUUCUUCUCAUAAGCAAGAAAAUUUAUCCGGCCAAAUAAGUAUUGCUUUUAAUUGUGACGAUGAAUACCAAUCUAUUGAAUCAAAUCCAAGGACUCAGAUUCUUGAAGAAAUAAGAAAAGAUUAUCAGAAGAAAAAUCCUAUCGAUUUUGCAACUGAAGCACUUCACGAUGAUGAUGAAAAUUCCUCUGAGGGUGAGGAUAUCGAAAAUAAGGAAAUUCCAUCAGAAGACACUUGUACUUUCCAAGAAACUCUGUUAGAAUUCUGCUCACGAGAAGAAAUCGAUAACAAUCCUCGUUUGCGGAUGCUUUCUUCAAUCUACAAACGAGAUAUGAAAGCAAAAGACUUAAGUUUUGUCCCUUAUAUAGAAGGAGAAAUUGAAGAAGACUACGAUGAGAAAGUAAUCGAUAUGGGAAACUGGAUGGAUCUAAUUGAUAUUCACAAACAUAAUGGAAAGAAAUAUCUUAAAAAUCUUUAUGAAGUGGUGCGAAAUCAUUGUGAUCAAUUAGCAUUGAUAAGUGGAACAUCUGACAAGCUAUUGGUUGGCAAUUCAAUUGUAGAUUUGAAAUCUUUUUUUGCAUCUUUGGCAACCAUGUUCAGUCCUCGUUGUUCAUUGAAUUCAGAAAGUUUAGUACAACCAGAAUACCGGCAUAUACAAAAAUUUAAUAUUGUUAUCAAUGUUGUAAGAGCUACAGGUAUUCCAGUCAGAUCAUUUUCUACGCCAAAUUUAGACCGAAGAGACAGCAGUACUACAUCGAUGUUUAGCUCACAAACUUUUAAAUAUUCGAAUGUAAGACCAUAUGUUUUGGCUAGUUAUAUGGAUAAAAAUAGCAGAACAAUGACCGCUGAUGGAUCAAGUCCAACAUGGAAUGAACAUAUGAUUCUUCAAGUAACAGGAAAUCCAGUUGAACUAAAAGGAGAUCUUAAAAUUGCAAUUUUUGAUGAGUAUGUAGAGAAUCACAUAAGUGAAGAGCGAUCCAUGGAAAUCUAUCAGAGGUUUCAGUCAAAUUGGUUGGGUGAAUAUCGAUUACCAAUAACUACAAUUUUAACAAACCAAAGGAUUGAAGGAGUUUUCAAACUGAAUUCACCAAAAGUCUUUCUUGGGUAUAACUCGCCAUCUCUAAGUGAAGCAUUGCCAAUAGAAAAUAUCCCUGAAAUAAAAGAACGCGUCAAUGUUUGGUUAUAUGUUAGUGUGGAUCCAUGUUUUGAUAUGCCCCAAAUAUCUUUGAAGAAUCUUGAGUGUUCAGAGCUUAGAGAUGUUAGAAAUCAUAUUCAGGAGUGGUCUAUUGAAGCUAAGGAUAUGCAACCAAAUCGUUUUAUUGAUCCAUUAGUUUGUACAAUGGAUGGCAAACGAGUUUGUUUGACAAGAUUACUUGAACCAGUUCCAUUGCCAAUUGAAAUAAGUGAAAAUUUAAUUGAUACUGCUUGCAGAUAUGUGUCUUUGUUGAAUAUUCUCAAGCAUUUUGAUCCAUAUAUGCAGUUCAAGGGGAUAUGGUUGAAUAACCAGGUUUUACUUGAAACUGGUUGGGGCUCGGCCAAAGAUCUUGGAGUUCUUUUAGCGAAUUACUUGCUAACAAUCGGUAUUCGUUGUUGGGUUGUUCUAGGAAUUUCAUUUCCUCACGGUGAAAGUGCUUAUGUUUUGUAUGAAGAUGGUACUGAACUUGUACUGUUAGACCCUACUACGGGAAAGAAGUAUUCAACGAAAGAUUCCUACUGCCCAAUGAAUAAAGUGUUUUACAUCUUUUCUCAACAUAAUAUAUAUUGUAACAUCCAAAGUGAAAAUCGGGUGUCUAUGAUGAAUUUUAAUGUAGAAGAUUCAUCAUGCUGGUUUGCUAUGUUUAGCAAGAAAAAUCCAGCUCCACUUGGAGGCGUUCAAAAACUAAAUUAUGUAUAUAUGAGCUCCAAUAAUAUAUCUGAAUUAAGAAAGAACAUUGAACGGAAGAUAAUGAAAAAAAUAAGUGCAUGGCGCCCAAUGCAGAAAACUGUUUGGAAUAGAGCUUUUCAAAACUCAAUGUUAAAAAUCCUAGUUGAUUUGGAAUAUGAAUCGACAUUCACUUCAAUUCCAUCUACAAUAAAUCAUUCUGAAAGAUUGGAGGCAGAAUUGGGAAACUACAAGGUUUUUGGAUUUACACUAAAUUUUUCUUAUGUUAACUUAUCUUCAAUAUCAGAGAGAAUAAAAUCAACAGGAAUCCAUUUGAAUAUUGAUAGGAAAGUUGAAUUUUCUGUGGCUGUGCACAUACAUGCGUAUCCGUAUAAUGUUUUAUCAGUUUGGAUAUUUAUUAUGUCUAUUAUACCAACAUAAAUAAAAUUAAAAAUGUUUAUUAUUUGAACAAAUAAACAGCAAAAGAUGAUAACCAAAAGCUUUAU